CCCGGCCUGGGAAGCGCGAGUGCUGCGGUGGCUGCUGAGUGAGCCCAAGCGCGCACAGCUCAGGGGCUGCAGCGGCUGGCGGAGGACGCCGCUGCUCCGCCGCGCGGCCCCGGGACGCUGCGCCGCCCGCCCCCUGCAGCCUGUGUUGCAGUUGUUGGCCACCGGAGGGGGCGAACAAACGUCAACCUGUUGUUUGUCCCGUCACCAUUUAUCAACUCUCAGCACCACAAGGAAGUGCGGCACCCACACGCGCUCCGAAAGUUCAGCAUGCAGGAAGUUUGGGGAGAGCUCGGCGAUUAACACAACGGGCCCGGGCAACUGCUGGGUGAGCGCAGGCGGCAAGAGCGCGGCGCGGCGUCGGUCCCGGGAGCUUCUCCCGGAUUUUUCUUGGAGCGACGCAGUUCCUAGGUCGCUGAUCCCAAUGCACCGACUCAUCCUCGUCUACACUCUAGUUUGCGCAAACUUUUGCAGCUAUCGGGACACUUCUGCAGCCCCGCAGAGCGCACCCAUCAAAGCUUUGCGCAACGCCAACCUCAGGCGAGAUGAGAGCAAUCACCUCACAGACUUGUACCGAAGAGACGAAACCAUCCAGGUGACAGGAAAUGGCCACGUGCAGAGUCCCCGCUUCCCAAACAGCUAUCCCAGGAACCUGCUUCUGACAUGGAGGCUCCAUUCCCAGGAGAAAACAAGGAUACAGUUAGUCUUUGACAAUCAGUUUGGAUUAGAGGAAGCAGAAAAUGAUAUCUGUAGGUAUGAUUUUGUGGAAGUUGAAGAUAUAUCUGAAACCAGUACCAUUAUUAGAGGACGAUGGUGCGGAUACAAGGAAGUUCCUCCAAGGAUAACAUCAAGAACAAACCAAAUUAAAAUAACGUUCAAGUCUGAUGACUACUUUGUGGCCAAACCUGGAUUCAAGAUUUAUUAUUCUUUUGUGGAAGAUUUCCAACCCGCAGCAGCCUCAGAGACCAACUGGGAGUCAGUCACAAGCUCUAUCUCAGGAGUAUCCUAUCACUCUCCAUCAGUAACGGAUCCCACUCUCACUGCGGAUGCUCUGGACAAAACAAUUGCAGAAUUUGAUACCGUGGAAGAUCUGCUCAAGCACUUCAAUCCUGAAUCAUGGCAAGAAGAUCUUGAGAAUUUGUAUUUGGACACUCCUCAUUAUCGAGGCAGAUCGUACCACGACAGGAAGUCAAAAGUUGACCUGGACAGGCUCAAUGAUGAUGUCAAACGUUACAGUUGCACUCCCAGGAAUUACUCAGUCAACUUAAGAGAGGAGCUGAAGCUGACCAAUGUGGUCUUCUUUCCACGUUGCCUCCUCGUGCAGCGCUGUGGAGGAAAUUGUGGCUGUGGAACAGUCAACUGGAAGUCCUGCACGUGCAAUUCAGGGAAAACUGUGAAAAAGUAUCAUGAGGUAUUAAAGUUUGAGCCUGGCUAUUUCAGGAGGAGGGGCAGAGCAAAGCACAUGGCUCUCGUUGACAUCCAGUUGGACCACCAUGAGCGGUGUGACUGCAUCUGCAGCUCCAGACCACCUCGAUAAUUGAAUGUGCGCACUGUUACAUCAAGCAUGGAAGAACCUUUAGUUUAAGGAGGGUAUGGUUAAGAGGCCCUUUUCCCGCCAGCAAACGAACUUAGCCUGCAAAGCAAUGAGUUUCAGCCCAGCUUUGUUAGUGCCAUGGCAAAUAGAAAAGUGUAUCAUCAAAUUCUAUAUCCAAGAACAUAGACUUCCAUUUAAUAAUAGUGUCUGAGGAUAUAUCCAUGUCUACAUGUAAAUAGAUCAACUGGUUGAUUCAGUAUAUAUAAUAAGCUACACCAGAGCUUACAUAAGGUUGAGUUAUUGAGAGCCUUAAAAUCUUUUGAAAAAAAUAAGGGACGUAUUAAAUACAUGAAACAUGUC
Rhinolophus ferrumequinum (greater horseshoe bat) is the source of this 1891-nucleotide messenger RNA. RefSeq names its product platelet derived growth factor D (gene PDGFD). Gene Ontology annotation, biological process: positive regulation of protein autophosphorylation; positive regulation of cell population proliferation; positive regulation of cell migration. Lineage: Eukaryota; Metazoa; Chordata; Mammalia; Chiroptera; Rhinolophidae. Gene Ontology annotation, molecular function: growth factor activity; platelet-derived growth factor receptor binding. The record is from RefSeq and is a predicted model, not a curated record. Bases 422 to 1534 code for a protein of 370 amino acids. The transcript has 7 exons. Gene Ontology annotation, cellular component: membrane.